AUGGAGGCUCCGAGUCGCUUCUUGGCGCGUUUGCCCCGCACGCGCGAGGCCGCGCGUCCGCCCGUGCGCGAGCAUUUGGUCGCUGCAGGCCAAUCGAGUGCAGGCGAGCGCGUGUGUAUCAGCAUAAGCAGCGGAGACGAGGACGAGGACGAGGAAGUAGCGGUGCUGCAGCCACCGGCCGAAGCGCUAACGGCUAUGAAGGACAGUGCGAAGCCUGAGGUGGUGACGAUCGACUGCUGUAGUGAGGACGAGGAGGAAGAAGAAGAAGAGGAGAUGGAAGUGACGAAAAGAGACGACGGGGAGAAGCCUGUGCAAGUCAAGAGGAGGCUGCAAGUGCUGGAGCUGGACGAGGAUGACGAGGACAAAGACGUGGUGGUCAACGAGAAGAAGACGGAGGAGAUUGUGGUGGAUGAAUCUGUGAUGGAGCAGCAGCAGGAAACGAAGGAGAAGCAGCAGAAAGUUGCAGCGCGGCAAGAACUAGACAAUGUCCAGAAUAAGUACCGCGCGAUCAGGGUACGGAAGCGGCGCCUUGGGGAAGAAGAUGCAGCGUUUUUGCUGUUUUACGGAACUCGCAAGACGCCCAGUGCUAGUGUCCUGCGGCUGCUUAUUGAGCUCAUUGCAGCAGGUCUGGGCUCGUCGAGUGAUUUUUAUACCAAAUUUGUCAAGUACUUGCUCUGGCGCAAGCUGAGCUCGGCCGUGGAGGCAGGACUGGAGAGCGAACGUUUUGUGCAAUCCGAAUGGACCAAAAUCGUGUUCAGUUGCCCCAUGCCUCCGCAUCGUCGAAGGUCUGGCCCCAUGACUUGUCCGACGUUGCUGCCACGUCCCGUUACGCUAACAGUGCGGCCGUGUCAAUACGUGCGGCAACGCCACAACGCUUGCACAGCUAAUAGUAGUGGGAAGACCACUACCAAGCAGCGAGUGUUGUCUAUACGUGCACCAUCUCAGGAGGCCGUGGUGGGUGUAGCAAACGACUUAGCGGGGAAUGGAGUCCAGCCCAGAGCAAAGAGUCCCAUCAAGAGCACGAAGACAGUGCAGUCAAAGUCUCCUAGAGGCGAGGUGCGCAAGCGUCCGCGCAGUGCAGCAUUUAACAAUGGUAUCGCUACUUGCGAUAAACCUACCACGUUCUCGCCACGCAAGCAUCAGCGAGGUAGCGGCAAUGUAGGUGCGUUACCCGUGACGUCACUCCAAGCUGUGAAUGCCGAGAGUCCGAGUGGUCAUAGAGUCUGUCCGAAGCUUAGCGAACCUUUGCCGUUGGAUUGUCGAACGCUUGGUGACAACCGGAGCUUACCUGACGGGUGGUGCGCGUCUAGUCGUGAUGGAAAGGAGCAUACAAGUGAGGGAAACAAACUUACGGAGAAUGUCGUGACGGUGGAUCCGAUGCUUCAGAUGACAGUAGACGAGAUUGCACGACAUAUUGCAUCUCUUCGUCGGGAAGGCCGCAUCAAGAGUUUUGACAGAGUGACAGAUAUUCUAUUGAAGCUCAUGUCUGAUCCGCGGAAUCGUCAUGGCGUGUUCAACACACCAGUGGAUCCCGUGGCUCUGAACUUGCCUACGUACACAUCAAUUGUGCAACGCCCGAUGGAUCUUGGCACCAUCAAGCGCAAUAUCGCCGCCGGAGAAUAUCUCGAGCUGGACGAUUUCGUCUCUGACGUCCGAUUAGUGUUUGAGAAUGCAAUGCUGUUCAACCCUGAGUCACAUUAUAUCCAUGUGGACGCUGGACUGUUGCUGCAGCGCUUCAACGAAUCAGUAAAGGCCGAACAGACUCGAGAGACAAAGCGACUAAGCGCACAACAUGCCUGUCUGGUGUGUCGGGGGAAUACCUGCAUUGUGUGCCAACAGCGGUGCUUGGAAGUUACUCAGCCGAAUCUACAGUGCUCAGCUGGCUGCAGCACCGAGAUCCGUAAGGGCUCGGUAUAUUUCAUUUCGGAGGACGGCACGCGCGUUUAUUGCCACAGGUGCAAAAGUCGUUUAUCUCGACCCCAUGCACAUGAUGAUCUUACGGCUUCGUUGCUGGACUCUCUCAUCAAGAAAAAGUGCGAGCCCAGUGUGGAGCCUUGGGUAAAGUGCGGCGAGUGCGAUCGGUGGCUACAUCAAGUGUGUGGAUUAUAUAACCCUGUGAUCGGGGCUUACGAGUCUCAGAAGACCUCGAGCACGGCUUCUGAUGGUUUGCCUCUCAAAGCAUAUUCGUACGUGUGCCCGCUGUGCCGAUGCCGGCGCGAGCGCGCUACUCCACUACAUGGGUCACCCGUGCGCAGAAUCUUGCACCCUGGUCCCGGUGGACACGCUCCGAACAGCUCGAGUCUCAACAUCCCGAGUUGUGAACUCAGCAUAUUUAUUCAAGACUUUUUACGCAGUGGGCUGGACAAAGCUGGCGAGCACGAUGCAGCUCGAACAUUGUACGUCCGUGCCCUAUCAUUUCCAGGCGAACACAUGGCUGUUCCAGAGAUAGUGGUGCGAGCAUUUGAUGAGAACGCGGACCGUCUAGCUCGGAUGCGCCCUGGCACGGAUACUAGUUCGCAGCGGAUACCUGCUCGAAUCAGCUAUCUCUCUCGCGGGCUGUAUCUGUUUCAGAAGCACGAAGGAGUGGAGAUUUGUCUUUUCACGAUCUACGCUCAAGAAUACGGCGAUAAUUGCGAACUGGAAGCGAAUCGGCGUGCCGUAUAUAUUGCCUACCUGGACAGUGUUCGUUAUUUGAAGCCUGCAAGUGCACGGACGCUGGCCUACCACCUGAUUUUGCUGGCUUACUUCGACUAUGUGCGGCGGCACGGCUUCUCUCGUGUGCACAUAUGGUCAUGUCCACCGCAGAGACGGAUUAGCUACGUGUUUUGGUGCCGUCCAGCGUUUCAAAAGACCCCGAACGCCGAGCAUUUGCGCCAGUGGUACAACAAGCUGCUCCUCAAAGCGAAGGACGGUGGGAUUGUCAAAGCCUGGUCUACGCUCUAUGAUCGGUAUUUCAGUGAAAGCGUCUGCAGUCACCCUACACGCGGCGAUUCGACUCGUCCAGCUUCUUUCGUGUCAAUGAAAGAAGAGAAUGGCACGGGUGUGUCAACCCGUGGCACAACAGUGCAGUCCGUCGAUGCGGACGAACUCGUUUGGCCAGCAGAUCGGGCUCCGCCAAUUUUUGACGGGGACAUCAUUCCAGCCGAGUUAGAGCGAGUGAUCGGUCGGAUUCUUUCACGAACCGAUAAGCAAAAGAGGCGAUCUGGCGACAAGAAGAAGGUUGCUGCUGCUUGCGGGAAUGCUAGCGAGUCCGCGGACGGCGACGGUAAAGCUGCAUUCGGCGGUGCGUGUGCACGCAUCAAGAAGGAAGUUCCCGGUGCAUCACUUGUAGCACCGACAUCGCUUCAAGUCGAUGCAAAGGUGCGCGAGGUGUUUUACAAAUGCCAGUUCGCUAUUCAACGACUGAAACAGGACUUGCUGGUGGUUGAUUUAGAAGGUAUGGACCACGUCGACGAGGCGACUGGUGGAAGUGUGUUGGCGAAACCACGAGCGAAGGGGUGUCACCCAGAGUCACUAGUGCCUUCUUGGCACGAACAGGUCCCGCGCUUUUUCGGCAGUCGCUUCAUGUUUCACCAGCUGUGUUCGUACGCCGGCUACCAAUUCGACUCGCUGCGCCGCGCCAAGCACUCGACUAUGAUGAUACUGCACCACUACUUCAACGAACAGGUCGCGCAGGUCAAUGUGUUUUGCCGGGAGUGCAGUUUCCUCAUCACGCGCGCGGAAGUCUGGUCGUGUCGAAGCUGCACGCGCUAUGCGCUAUGCGAUACCUGCUACCGGCGUCAUGGGAGCAAACAUCCGCACCAAUUGAUCUUUGGACCUGCUCCGCUCCGGCUGCCGGAGAUGCAGCUGCAGCGUUUCGAGCACGGACCAGCAGCUCCUGCAGCACAGCCAGCGCCAGAGCGACUUGGAUUGAUUCGAGCGAGUUUGACUUGCAAAGUUGGCACUGACGGUGCAGUUGUCGACGACGGCCAACGUCUGUGA
Molecule: messenger RNA, 3981 nt
Organism: Hyaloperonospora brassicae
Lineage: Eukaryota; Oomycota; Peronosporomycetes; Peronosporales; Peronosporaceae
Source: the annotation of a GenBank genome assembly